CAGCGGGGUGGGGGGGAGGACAGGAGGGGAGGAGGAGGGAGGGGGACCCCCGAGUCGCCCCCUCUCCUCCCCCCGGCCCCCCGCUCCAUCCUCCGCCACCGCCCGAGCAGCUGCGGGGCUGCCGCCGCCGCCUUUGCAGGCUGAGUCAUCACUAGAGAGUGGGAAGGGCAGCAGCAGCAGCAGCAGCAGCAGCAGCAGCAGCAGCAGCAGCAGCAGCAGCAGCAGCAAGGAAUCCAAGUUCUAAAACUGACCCUGCAAAGCAUCAUUUCUCCAAGUUGGGGGUUCAGAGGGGAGCCAUCAUGAGCGAUGUUACCAUUGUGAAAGAAGGUUGGGUUCAGAAGAGGGGAGAAUAUAUAAAAAAUUGGAGGCCAAGAUAUUUCCUUUUGAAGACAGACGGUUCAUUCAUAGGAUAUAAAGAAAAACCUCAAGAUGUGGACUUACCUUAUCCCCUCAACAACUUUUCAGUGGCAAAAUGCCAGUUAAUGAAAACAGAACGACCAAAGCCAAAUACAUUUAUUAUCAGAUGUCUUCAAUGGACCACUGUUAUAGAGAGAACAUUUCAUGUAGAUACUCCAGAGGAAAGAGAAGAGUGGACAGAAGCUAUCCAAGCUGUAGCAGACCGACUGCAGAGGCAAGAAGAAGAGAGGAUGAAUUGUAGUCCAACUUCACAAAUUGAUAACAUAGGGGAAGAAGAGAUGGAUGCAUCUACAACCCAUCAUAAAAGAAAGACAAUGAAUGACUUUGAUUAUUUGAAACUACUAGGUAAAGGCACUUUUGGGAAGGUUAUUUUAGUUCGAGAAAAGGCAAGUGGAAAAUAUUAUGCUAUGAAGAUUCUGAAGAAAGAAGUCAUUAUUGCAAAGGAUGAAGUGGCACACACUCUUACUGAGAGCAGAGUACUAAAGAACACCAGACAUCCAUUCUUAACAUCCUUGAAAUAUUCCUUCCAGACAAAAGACCGCCUGUGUUUUGUGAUGGAAUAUGUUAAUGGGGGAGAGCUGUUUUUCCAUUUGUCGAGAGAGCGGGUGUUCUCUGAGGACCGCACACGUUUCUAUGGUGCAGAAAUUGUCUCUGCUUUGGACUAUCUACAUUCUGGGAAGAUUGUGUACCGUGAUCUCAAGUUGGAGAAUUUGAUGCUGGAUAAAGAUGGCCAUAUAAAAAUUACAGAUUUUGGACUUUGCAAAGAAGGAAUCACAGAUGCAGCCACCAUGAAGACAUUCUGUGGCACACCAGAGUAUCUGGCACCAGAGGUAUUAGAAGAUAAUGACUAUGGCCGAGCAGUAGACUGGUGGGGCCUGGGUGUUGUCAUGUAUGAAAUGAUGUGUGGGAGGUUGCCUUUCUACAACCAGGAUCAUGAGAAACUCUUUGAACUAAUACUAAUGGAAGACAUUAAAUUUCCCCGAACACUCUCUUCAGAUGCAAAAUCAUUGCUUUCAGGGCUCUUGAUAAAGGAUCCCAAUAAACGCCUUGGUGGAGGACCAGAUGAUGCAAAAGAAAUCAUGAGGCAUAGUUUCUUUUCUGGAGUAAACUGGCAAGAUGUGUACGACAAAAAGCUUGUACCUCCUUUUAAGCCUCAAGUAACAUCUGAGACAGAUACCAGAUAUUUUGAUGAAGAAUUUACAGCUCAAACUAUUACAAUAACACCACCUGAAAAAUAUGAUGAAGAUGGCAUGGACUGCAUGGACAAUGAGCGGCGGCCACACUUCCCUCAGUUUUCCUACUCUGCAAGUGGACGAGAAUAAGUCUCUUUCAUUCUGUUUCUCCACUGUCAUCUUAGACUUUGUCACAGAGAAUGAUUCCUGGACAUCUCCACCAGUCCUCGCUCUUACAGAUAGCAGGGGCACUCUGACCUCCCUGACCAGCCAAGGGUCUUCACCCUCGCCACCUUUCACCCACAUGAAGACAUACACAGACACUCCAGUUUUUGUUUCUGCAUGAAAUUGUAUCUCAGUCUAAGGUCUCAUGCUGUUGCUGCUACUGUCUUACUAUUAUAGCAAUUUUCUGAAGUAAUUUUACAAUCUUUGGGAGUCAUGAGCCCAUUGUUCAUUUGUGCAUCAAUUGUCAUCUUUCAGUUUUUGUUUUUCCCUAGCAGUGAAGGCUAAAUGAGAUACACAGAUUCUAGGUACAUUUUUAACUUUCUAGAAGAUACAUCAAGAACUAAUUAGACUAAGAAGAUUUAGUUUAUAUUUCUGAACAAGCAAUUGUUGAAGGGUGGUGGUGUGUGUAUGUAAGCGUUUAGCACGCAUGUCUGAUCAGUGCAUAAAUUGCGUACUGCUGAUAUUUGGCUGAAAAUCCUUAGGAAGCAUGGAGAGGACUGAAGGGCUGAUGAGAUACACGAUUUUAAUUCUUGCUGGAUAUUGUGGAGGAAGCCCAGUGUCAUCAUGGACGCUCAGACUUCAUGGGCAAAUGGGUACCAAGCAUUGCAGGCGCAGUCACCUAGAGGGUCUUAGGAUCUACGUUGUACCAGAGAGUAUUUUCCCCCUGGGCUUGGCAACCUUUUUCCCUUCUUGAUAUUUAUCACUUCUGAUGGCUGAAGAAUGUAGACAGUAUAAUGAUCCUGCUGUCGCCAAAAUCUAUACACCAAGGUGAACAGGUGUUUGCCUUAUCAGUUUUAAAGUUUUACUUUCAGUUAUAGGUGAAUUAGCUUUUCCUCAGAUGUUAAAACUUUGAAUGUCCUUUUAUGAUUUUGUUUAUAUUACAGUAGUAUUUAUUUUUUAGUGAUAAGAAUUGUAUUGUCAUGUUAGCAAACGCAGCUCCAACUCACAGGACAUUGACUGUGGUUUCUUUUGAACCGUGCAAGGAAUGUACACACCCAUUAGAAUCAUGCACUUUUUCUCCUUUGUACAAAAAAUUGGUAAGGCUCUGGAAUUAUAUUUGUUGGUUAGAAUCUGGCUAUGGGAGAAGAGAUGCUGUAAUUUAACCCCUUGGUGCCGAAAUGAGAAAAUCUCCAACUACCCACUGCCAAGGGGUUGGUGGAGCAAAUGGAUGUUAAUGAUUGCUCACUUGAGUGGAUGUGGGAGUAUGGCCUGGCAUAAGGUAAUGGAGAAAGCUGAGACCCAAAUGAUGAUAAGAAAUGAACUUUACUUGGCAAAAUGAACACAUCACAAAUAUUUACACGGUAGGUAGCAAUGGAUAAGAAGCUGGUGUGUUUAUUCUUAUCAAGGUACAUUCAUUACUGAAUCAAGCCAUCAGGGAAAACAACAAAACAAAACACCUCUAGCUUUUCUUUUUCUGUACAUACUCAUGUCUCCCAAUCCCAAACAUUUCUCACUGAGAGGGGACAUGUAUGCAAACCUCAUCUUUCUCCUUCAUUAAUGAUGAUCUUCAGAUUAAACCCUUUGGUGCUAGGAGCUGACAUUUUUCCAAAGCAGACUAUGGAGUGCAAGGAUCAAAGCCUAUCUUGCAGCAAGCAGGAGGGCAUCUGCUCCAGGAGUGUUCAUGGAGAUGUAUUCUAGUUAUUGACAGCUCCCAAAUGGAAGACUACAGCGUGACAUAGUAGUGUUACUGCAUUGUCUUUUUGAGUAGGAAGUCAUGUUCUCAUGCACAUGUCUUAGCCUCAGCCUCUAGGCUCAGACUUGGGGAAGCAGAGCCGCUGCUGGCAGUGGCUAGCCGCUGGGACUGCUGGGUGUAAAGGGCAUUUACUUAGGCAGCUAAGAUGGAUUCAGACAUAGAUUUUGUCCCAAUUUUUCAUGUUUCUACCUGAGUGAGUUUAUCCUUAGUAUGGAGUAGGAAGUUAAACAGAUGUUCAUUCUUACAUCUGUAGUCUUUUUUCCUACUUAGAAUUAUGUUGAAUGUUUCACAUUGGCAGGAAAGUAGAUUAGAUGGUAUGUCCUUUAAGUUAUCUUGCAUCCGUUCUGCAAGAAAGAAAUGUGAGAGGGAUGAAAGCAAGCUGAGCCUGGGUGAUGUUCAGAGCACUUACCCUUCAGAGGGAGCAGACACUGUACACUAAGCACACAGCUUCUUUUGUUCUGUCUCUCCUCCCAAGUCUUAAGGUGACUUCAUGACCUUGGCCAAGGGUACUUUCUAAAGAUUAAUGAGGGGGCACUAACAGUGCCUCAGGCUGGCCAUUCCUCACACCUGGCCUUUGGUCCCCAGCCAUUCAAGGUCUUUCUCUUCCCAUCCCAGGCUCCCUGAGUGUCACAGCAGGCGUGUUCUUGGCUUUGAUUUCAAGAAUUUUUUCCUUGCAACCCCAGAUGUCAGUUAAAUGGCAGAAGUAGAACAGAAAAGAGAGGUGUGUGGAGGAGAUUCCUAUAUCUAAGCUUACGAUUCAGGCAAUUGAAAUGGCUUGGAACCCAGAAUCAUUAUGUCUGAAUGCAGUUCUGGCUUUGUGAUUCCACCUCCUACCAACCCCAGCUUAACCUCUUGUCAUCACGCAGGGCUGUCUUGAAGGAAACUGGCCACUUCUGCUCAGAUUGCUGGCAGGGUUGCUCACAGUUUUGCUUUCUAUGCUGACAACAUAGCAUUACUCCAGUAUUGUUUCCAUUUCCCACGCCUGACUCUUCUCACGGGCCACAUGCUUCUCCAUCCCUCACUAACUGCAGGGUCUCUGCCACACCUCAGUGUACACACUUUGCUGCUACUGUCUGUACUGUCUACACCCCAGUUCCCUUAGCUUGCUCCUGGUAGUGCAUUACAGGCAAGCAUGAAAUGUAAAGUAUUUAUUUAAAUAAAAAGAAAACCUCUGAAUUGGUCAUUGAGUCACCUCCCUGUAGAUUUGUAGUUUGUGACAUUUUGACUUUCUAGUUCUGCUAGAUACAUGCAAGAUGUGGUCAUCUGAUUAAGGGUUUGGAGCAGGCACAGCUACCUAGAUGCUGUAUCAUUGUCACUGCUGGUCACACUACAGACGUUCGUUUUCUUACAUAUAUGACCCAUAGGGUAUGAAAUUACUACAAAAAACUGGCUUUGUACACUGUACACUCUUAGUAUCUCACAGGCAUCUUUUAGGGACAUACAUUACUUCCUUCAUACAGACAGAUUAAAUAAAGCCCUAUGUCAAUCUGCUACUUCUCUCUUUGUUGUUGUUGGAUAUGGCUCUGUAAUUUCAGAAAAUUAAAUUUUGUUCUUUCUGAAAAAAAAAAAGUUUAUAGCCCCAGCCGGUAUUAACCAACCCUGUAUGAAGGUGUGACAGGAAAAUAGGUAAAUUCAUCUUAGAGUGAAACCACAUACGGGGUUAUUUUUAUGAAAGCAAAAUGCCAAUAGCAUGCUCUUACAAACUGAUGAAGGGCUAGAAGAGGAGUCCCUGACGACAGCACUAGGUUUCAAGACACAUCUACUAGGAUGCCAGAGACAGAAUAUGUUGCAGACCAAUCUCAAAGGUCUUAAUAAGAAACGGUGUGGACCCAGACUUCUCAAGGAAUGUAGCUUAUCACUAAUGUCUUCCUGAUAACACUGCUCAAGACACUUCCUUUGCAAGUGUAUCAUCUUUAACCCUUAUGGCAGUUUGUAACUUAGACAUGAGUAACCGAUGGCCAGCAUGUCUCAAUUACAUUGAAUAAUUUUGGAUGGGGCGUGUUUCUGAUUUUACCUCAUAAGCUAUAAUCGUAGAACUUGGCUUUGUUCUUUGUCCAACAGAGAGAGGCAUGACUUUUGAGACCAGUUUGUCAGACAUGCAUGUGUAUUUCUCACAGCGAAAUUUGGGGACAUUUUUACAUGUGCUGUCCUCAAAAUCAACUGGGGUUGACAGAUCCAGGAGGCUGAAAUAAAGUGACCUCUAUAACUCUCUAAAGGUGCUAUUUUUAGAAUAUUGUAUAAUUUAUUCAUGGUAUACAUAAAAUAGAAGUGAGGACAGUUAAAAUAUAUGACAGUUUUAUGUCUAGCAUAUUUGAUGCAACCAGAAACUUAGACUCAGAAGUUGUGUUUGAGGCUUGCACCUUUGACAUGCCCCAGAGACGAGGAUGGCCCAUGUACUGUCAUGCCACCACCUCCAUGGCCUAAGCUGCAUGACUGUGAGGGCGGGCUGAGCAUGUGGGAGCCAGGCCUCUGCUGACGGGCUGCUGGCUGGGGAAGGAGGAAGCUGGGCUUGUCCCACAUGCAGCCUUCUUUGCCCUAGUGUUUCACCCCACCCUCAAACACCACGACCGUCUCAGCAUCCUGCUUUCUUUGUUCUGUUUUGUUUCCGUGGUGCUGGGAAAGGAACCCAGGGCCUCAUAUGUUGGGCAAAUGUUCUACCACUGAGCUACCCCUGACCUUCCAGUGUCCAUUUGUAUUCUUUUAAAGCAUUUGAGGGCUUGACUGUAUAGUAGAAAUACUAUUUUAGACUAAAAAUAUGAUCUGUGUACAGAUAUUUGAUAUACUGUUAAGUAAAUUUUCUAAUUUCACAUACAUUUGUUUUUAGGCUCCUCUCAAAUACUGCUAUUGAAGACUAAAAUCUGACACCAUCGAGCCAAAGAUGCCUUUUUUGGGGGAGGGGGGGCUGUUUUGUGUUGUUCAGAGAAUGGAAAAGAAUAAUGCAGAGUGCUUCCUGAGCGCAGACAGGUAUACAUAGUCUUCAUAUCACUAAAGGGAAGAACAGUGGAUGGCAGCAGGAGAGGUGGUCUUCAGUACACUUUGGCUAACUUAAAACAUGUGCCUUUGGUGUGUUAUUUGUCACUGCUACAAAAUGAAAAGGAAACUGAACAGUUCACGUCUUAAGAGAGGUCAUUUUUAUUAAUCCCGUGCAUACUCUAGAGACAACAUAAAUCAGUGACUUGAAGCUGUUUUGAGCACACUCCAACUAGCCCGAGCCAGUUCAUGCUGAAGCACUCCCUGUCUGUAGCACAGGGACAGACCAUGGCAUGAUGACCAGCCCCCCUGCAGUCCCAGGUGGUGUCUCCCUGGGGAGGUUUCGGUGCACUGUGGCACAUUAAGUACAAAUCAGAUGAAUGUAAAUAUCUCUUUGUAAAUCAUUUAUUUCACUCUGUUUCAUCCAGGUCAGCAAUCAGACUGUGGCAUGCUGGGUAACUGGAAAAAAAAUGAUAAUAAAAAGUAAGUUUAAAUAGA
This is a messenger RNA of Mesocricetus auratus (golden hamster), 6975 nucleotides long. RefSeq names its product AKT serine/threonine kinase 3 (gene Akt3). The transcript is spliced from 14 exons. The record is from RefSeq and is a predicted model, not a curated record. Gene Ontology annotation, biological process: protein phosphorylation. Gene Ontology annotation, molecular function: ATP binding; protein serine/threonine kinase activity. Bases 300 to 1739 code for a protein of 479 amino acids. NCBI's taxonomy places the organism in Eukaryota, Metazoa, Chordata, Mammalia, Rodentia, Cricetidae.